Lacerta agilis (Sand lizard) is the source of this 1294-nucleotide messenger RNA. RefSeq names its product B2 bradykinin receptor-like. Gene Ontology annotation, cellular component: membrane. Gene Ontology annotation, biological process: neutrophil chemotaxis; vasoconstriction; smooth muscle contraction. The transcript has 2 exons. Gene Ontology annotation, molecular function: bradykinin receptor activity. The coding region runs from base 121 to 1242 and encodes 373 amino acids. NCBI's taxonomy places the organism in Eukaryota, Metazoa, Chordata, Lepidosauria, Squamata, Lacertidae. The record is from RefSeq and is a predicted model, not a curated record.
ACUCUUCGGAAACCACAAGAAAACUCAUCAGAAACAUUCACAAAGGCACUCCGCAGCCAGCCCCGGUGCUCCCAGAGCUACCCAAGUCUUUGCUAGAAAGCCCCCACGUGGACCACCGUCAUGGCCGAAAACAACACAGCUCUUUAUGGUGUCACAGCCGCCUGGGACUCUGGGGUGAGCCAGUCUGCUUGGCACAACACAACAAACAACUCCUCCUGCCCCUGGCCUCAGGAAUGGCAAUGGCUGCUAGAUAUCCAGCCAGUGUUCCUCUGGUUUCUUGCCACCGUGGGAGUUGUGGAGAACAUCUUUGUCCUCAGUGUUUUUUGCUUCCACAAGAGCCGCUGCACGGUGGCCGAAGUUUACUUGGCAAACUUAGCAGCCGCUGAUCUCCUCCUCCUCUGUGGUUUGCCUUUCUGGGCGAUCACGAUAAGCAAUAACUUCCAUUGGGUGUUUGGGCUCCCCCUCUGCAAAGCCGUCAAUGCCAUCGUUUAUAUGAAUUUGUAUUCCAGCAUUUACUUCCUGGUGAUGGUGAGCAUUGAUCGCUACCUGGCCUUGGUGAAAACGAUGUCUCUGGGACGCCUGCGCCGGCCUUCUUGUGCAAAGUGGAACUGCCUUGCCAUUUGGGUCUCUGCGCUGUUCUUGAGCUCUCCCACUCUCCUCUUUAGAUCGUUGGAAUAUGACGAAAAAAGCAAUGUCACCGCCUGCAUUCUGGAGUAUCCGUCAGUUGUGCAAUGGACAGUGAUCACAAACACUUUGCUGAACACAGUGGGCUUUUUGAUGCCUGUCUGCGUCAUAACCUACUGCACAGCGCAAAUCAUCCAUACUUUACAAAACAGCACAUUUCAAAAGAUCAGAGCUAUCCAGACAGAGAAAAAAGCCACCGCCUUGGUUCUCUUCGUCCUUCUUCUCUUCAUUGUCUGCUGGCUUCCUUUCCAGAUCACCACGUUCUUGGAAACACUGUUUCGCACUGGGGUUAUUCCUGGUUGUAGGGCUGAGCAAGCCAUUGAUGUGGCUAGCCAGAUUGCCACCUACUGCAGCUUCAGCAACAGCUGCCUUAACCCAAUUGUGUUUGUCCUGGUAGGCAAACACUUCCGAAGGAAAUCCAAGGAGGUCUACUGUCGGAUGUUCCGGAGAAGACCUAGCGCAGCACCAUCCAUCCAGAUAGUGACAACCCUGGAAACUCUCCGAACAUCCUUUUCAGUCGAAAACCACCGGAAAAAGUCUGCUGUUAAUUUGCGAUAGCGCCACUUGCUUGUUACCAUAAGGAAAAAACAUACAUAAAGUGUUGAAUGUA